AUGACCGCUACCUCUGCACAACAAGACUCGGGGGGUUUGUCCAAGUCGGCGUGGCCCAAACCUCCUGCGUUCUCUUCCAAAGUCGACGAAAGAGAAUUUCUAAAGUUCCGGCUAGCGCAAGCCUUCCGCAUCUUCGGUAAGCAGGGCUACGAUGAGGGGAUCGCUGGGCAUAUUACCGUAAGGGACCCCAUCAAACCAGACUGCUUCUGGGUGAAUCCCUAUGGAGUGCACUUCAAGCAAAUCCAGCCGUCAGACUUGCUACUGGUCGACCACGAUGGCAACGUCCUCGACGAGUCAGGGCCAAACAGGAUACUCAAUGAAGCCGCUUUCAUGAUCCAUUCCGCGAUCCAUAGGAGACCGGAUGUUAUGUGUGCAGCCCACACUCACUCCAUCUAUGGAAGAGCAUACUGCGCCCUGGGUAAAGAGCUCGACAUAAUCACCCAAGACAGCUGCGCCUUCUAUAAUGACCAUGCCGUAUAUACGCAGUUCAACGGUCUCGUGUUGGACAAGGAGGAGGGCGCGCAUAUUGCAACCGCUUUGGGCAAUAAGAAGAACCACGGCCUUCUCGUCGCUACCGACUCGAUAGAAGCGACCGUCAGCUUCUACAUGUCUUUAGAAAGGUGCUGCCAGGUGCAGCUGCUGGCAGACGCUGCUGCCGCUGGCAGGGGACAAGAUACCCUCAAGAUACCCGAAGAACAGGCCUACGACACCUGGAAGAAGACUGGUAACGGCCGGGUAGGCUGGUUCGCUGCCCAGCCCGAGUUCGCUCUGCUGGAAGCUACCGAGGGCGUAAAGUUUAAAUUCCAAGCAAAGGUUGAAUGA
Molecule: messenger RNA, 822 nt
Organism: Gloeophyllum trabeum ATCC 11539
Lineage: Eukaryota; Fungi; Basidiomycota; Agaricomycetes; Gloeophyllales; Gloeophyllaceae
Product: arad-like aldolase/epimerase
Exons: 6
Coding region: 1-822 (273 amino acids)
Cellular component (GO): cytoskeleton
Molecular function (GO): actin filament binding
Source: RefSeq, a predicted model, not a curated record